This is a messenger RNA of Leguminivora glycinivorella, 625 nucleotides long. Its product is annotated as lysozyme-like. Bases 72 to 488 code for a protein of 138 amino acids. The transcript is spliced from 3 exons. Gene Ontology annotation, molecular function: lysozyme activity. NCBI's taxonomy places the organism in Eukaryota, Metazoa, Arthropoda, Insecta, Lepidoptera, Tortricidae. The record is from RefSeq and is a predicted model, not a curated record.
UCUCAGAAACCACCGAGAAGAGCUGUCACUUACCUUCUGUUGAACUCAGUGUGGUUGUAGUAUAUCGAAAGAUGGGUAAAUUCUUGCUAAUUGUGUUAGCGGCGUUGGUGGCGCUGGCAGCGGCCAAGCAGUUCGAGAAGUGCGAGCUGGUACGAGAGCUGAGGAAGCAAGGUUUUCCCGAACCCCAGAUGAGAGACUGGGUGUGCCUGGUGGAGAAAGAGAGCGGCUUCCGCACUGACGCGAUCGGUAAACUGAACGGCGACAGCUCCUGGGACCACGGGCUGUUCCAGGUCAACGACCGCUACUGGUGCACGCGCGACGGCCCGGCCGGCCUCGAGUGCAACCUCUCCUGCGCAGCGCUGCGCACGGACGACAUCACGGCGGCGGCGACCUGCGUGAAGAAGAUCUUCGCGCGCCACGGCUUCGGCGGCUGGACCGCCUGGAAGGCGCACUGCCAGGGCGCCAAGCCCGACAUCUCCAAAUGCUAGAUGCCAUACCUACCUUAAAUAAGACUGCAUAAAAUAUUACGUGCGUUCUGUAUUGCACUUUUCAUUGCAUCAAAUUUUCAGUUUAUUUAUUUCCAUAAAUGUAUUAAAUUUUAUGUCUCAUUAAAUUACGUUUUAUU